CAGAGUGCAGCACACUGCAGUCUCCAUCACUCCUCCUCUCCUCCUCCUCCUCUUCCUCCCUGCGCUCCCCUGGCAGGUGGAAAGGACACGCACACGGGGCCGGGACAAUGGCUUUCAUCUCAGUCUUUGCGGCUGUGCUGGCCUUAGCGCUCUCUGCUGAGGGAAGUGUUGGGCCGAGCUCCAACACCAGCUUUUGCACAGAGUCGAAGGAAUGUCUGGAGUAUGAGCUGGUCUGCAAAACAGACGAAUAUGAGGUCCGACACUACAGCCCCACUCGCUGGGUGUCGACUGAUGCUGAGGCUUAUUUCAUGGGCGUAGGAGCAGCCAUGGCCUUCAGGAGACUUUUCCAGUACAUCACCGGAGCCAAUGAGGGAGGCGUCCAGAUGGAGAUGACCGCCCCCGUCCUGGUGAAGAUCCCAGAGGAGACCAAGAUGUGGGAGCCGGCUGUUUACACGCUCAACUUCCCGCUGCCGUCAGCCUAUCAGGAGAAGCCACCCACACCGACCAAUGACAAGCUGUAUUUCACUGAGAUGCCAGAGAUGGACGUGUACGUGAGGAGUUAUGGAGGCUGGAUGCUGUCAGUCACCUCCAGGCUUCACGCUCAUCUGCUCACCAAAGAGCUGGAGAGAGUCCGAGCUCCGUACAACCAUAGCUUCCACUAUGGAGUCGGAUAUGACAGUCCUUUGAAGCUGUUGAACAGACACAAUGAGGUGUGGUACGUGGCAGAGGGUGAGCCCGUCUGCAGUGAUCCACAGGAGCCGACUCCCCCACACACACUCAGGCCGACCCUCACCCACUCCCCUGCCAACUUGGCCUCUGACCCUCUCCCACAGACCCUCUCUGACUCCCCUGCGCUCACCCUCUCCAACCUUUCCUCCAACAUCUCCUUCACAUCCAACACCUCCUCUCAGACGCCCUCCGAGUCCCCUGCUCUCCCCACAUCCAACGCUCCACCCAGCCCUUCAUCCAACCUGCCCGCCAACGCCCCAUACAGCCACCCGCCCACCUCCACCCAGAUCCUCCUCGACCUGACAAACAACUCCUCCGAUGUGGUCUCCGUGAGCCCGUCUCUGGAGCCACAGUCCGACACUGCCAUGUGGAACAGCACGGCCCACAGCUCUGUGGACACACAAGCCGACAGCAACCCUGUGGUGGAACCAGAAGACGCUCAUUAGCAUUAACAUUAGCAGGCAAGUUUAUUUGAGCAGCUACUGCAGGUAUAUUCACAUGCAAUCUAAAUAGGGAAGUCAGCAGUGUGGCUGUGCGUGAUAGAAGGAGAAAGCUGCUCUAUUAUUCCACAUCUCUGUUUCCAUGUAUCACUCUUUAUAAAUGUUUAAAUCCAUGUUCUGUCACAGCUUUGCACCUGCAGCUUCCUGUUAGCAAACCCACACCAGUCCACUGUGUCUCUCUGAACUAAUCACAGCUUUCAUUGUAGCAUAAAGUACCAUGUAUGUAUCAGUUAGAGUUAGGAUUCAAGGUUAGGGGUGGAAAUCAAGUUUUACUACAGCUCAGCAUUUUACUGACAACAUUACAACAUAGUCGCUGCAAUUACAAAGUCUACAAAGACGUUUCAUAGGCCUGUGAACAAUGUACCAUAUCUUUAACCUAUCUGUUAGGCUUAGUGUUGUACUGAUGGAUCAUGUGAGCCUUUAUCAGGUCAGCUGACAAACAUCAACAUUAAUAGACUAUUUGCAAAUAAUAUGGCAUGCACCAAAGUCAGUAGAAACAUGUAUCUGUUGUGUUGCAUUCGUUUACUGGUAAAUAGGAGAGCUAGUUUAGCUAGGUGUUGGUUUAAUGAAACUGCUCAGAAGAAGACAUGUUGGACGAACUUUGAUUUGUUUUCAAGCUAAAAUGUGAAAGAAAAUGUAGACAGCAUGGAAGUCUGAGAGUUUAUAAGACAUGAUCCAGUGAAGUUUUAGUUUCUCCCACUUAUCUGGGAUCAGGAGGACCUGAUGAUUGUGAAACCUAAGCCUUGUCUGCGAACAGGAAGUAGUUUUCACCAAGAAAUUACAUCUGCAUAUGAGGACAAGAGGCUUAUAAACUGUACACCACACAAAAACGUAUGUAUUUAUUUAUUUUAAUACAUUUCAAGUAUGUCUGCCAGUUGGUAGGGUGCUGUUCAGUCUGUAGGAAGAGUCGUCAGUCAUUCAGAGAUGUAUUGUCUAGUUCUUUUUCUGACGAUGGACCACAAGAACCUGUCAAGGCUGUGUAUAUGACCUAAAUUUACACUUAAAGUUCUAGAGAUCCUGUAAAAUCCCCUGUAAAAACCACAAGAGAUUCCCAAAACUUUAAAAAAAUCCCUUUUAAUCUCAAAAACUUUAGUGAAAAUUCAAAAGUCCCUUAAAAAUACACCAAAAUGUUCCCUGAAUGUUUCAGUAGGCUUUUCUGCAUAAAGCCUAAAGAUAUGCAUAGUAUUUUUUUAACCAAAAAAAUCCACUAAAUUCCUGACAAAUUUCAAAAUUCUUUACCCAAAUCUCCAAGCAAAUUCCCCCAAAAUAAAAAAUAUAUUCUUCUUUUUACCAUAAAAGUACUGAAAUUUAAAAAGCAAACAAACAAAAAACAAUAAACUUGAAAUCAAACUCGUCAAAAUAUUUCACAUAUCACAUAACAUAUCCCAAGUAUUUUCAAGAAAAUUCCUUAUAAUAUUAAUAAUAAUAAAAUUCUCCAAAAUUUCAACUCAAAUUCAUGAAAAAUACACACUUCUCCCAAAUUCCAUGAAAUUUCCAAACAAGUUCUUCCAAAAACCCAGAGAAAUCCCCUAAAAAUUCCAUGAAAUUUCAGAAAGAUUUUGAAGGAAAUUCCCUAUCCAAAUCUCCAAACAAAUUUCCCAAAAAUUACGAAUAAGUUCUUCAGUUUCCAACAAAAACCUUUAAAUCAAAAUAAUCAAAAUAUUCAAACAUAUCCCCAAACAUUUUCAAGAAUUCUGGAUAAUUUUCGAGCAAUUGUAAGCAAUUCUCCAAAAAUGUCUAAUUAAAUUCACACACACAAAAAAAAAUACAAAUAAAUCUCCCCCAAAUUCCAUGAAAUUUCCAAUCAAGUCCUUCCAAAAAUCCAACGAAUUUCCCUAAAAAAUUCUAUAAAAUUUGGGAACAUUUUGAAGGAUAGUCUCCACUCAAAUCUCUAGACAUAUCCCCAAAACUCUACAGAUAAAUUCCUCAAAUUCCCACUAAAGUACUGAAAUGUAAAAAAAAAAAAAAAAAAAAACUCAAACAUGUCCCCAAAAAUUUUCCUUACAUUUUAAAGCAAAUUCUCCAGACAUUCCAAGCAAAUUACUUAAACUUUUAUUGUAAUUCUGGUCCAGUUUCUCUAAAAUUCUAAUAGAAGAGAGAAUGUAUUGCUAUGUUGUUGGAAAGUAAAAAUAUAACAGCGUCCUCAUAUGUGCACGCAGGGUCUCAGGACUUUAAAGCUGAGGCAGUUCUGAUGACAAUGUCAAACAUCUAAUCAGGCUCACAACCAGGAGGGUUUGGAGGAUGUGAAAGAAUCUCACAGCCAAGGGUCCAGAAUGGAGGUUAGGUUGUUUAUUGAUUUUAAAAAUAAAUGUCCACAUUUCAAUAUCGACAGCAGAAAACAUUAAAUUAACUCAGCAAAAUAAAAACUCUGCACCAGUGGUCAGCAACCUUUUUCAACUAAAGCUCCCUAUGAUUACAGACAUGACUUUAUUUGACCUAUAUUUAAGCACAUAGAUUCAGUCUGUUCUUUAAAAUGUCAUUUUAAUUCUAUUCUUAUUAAACGUUUACAUGUAUUUAUAUGUUCACACAAACUUCAGAACUUCUGCAAGAAAUGAAAACAUUAAAACCUUUCUAAAAACUUUAAAAGUCACAAACAAAAAGGGAGGAGGGAAAAGUCAGUUGAAGAUGAAAGUGUGCAUUUAAGGUUUACUCAGAGUGUCUCAGUGGUGACCCCCAUGCUCUAAACCAAACAGAAUGAUCAUCUUAUGAAAGCACCACUUCAGUGAUUCUGCCUCCAUUCAUUAAUUUGUGCAUGUGGCACAGCGUAGAGCAAAGCUGCUCGUAGGAGACUGUGCAGUAGAGCGCCUCUAUGGUGUCUGCUCUGUAGCACAUUUAGUUUGUUCUGUGAAUUAGACGGCGUCUUUGACUCAUAUGUAAAGUUCCAGCAGGUGUAAAGCUGCGCAAUCUUUUUGUGAAUCAGCUCUUGGCUUUUACAACGCGUCGUGUUAUUAGACUAAACAUUAAUCUUCCCUUCCAUGUGGUGUGAUUUUUUUGACCCUCUAUUUGCAACCUUCUGACAACCUGAUCCUGCAGGAUUUGCAGUGUGCUUCAAUGCAGGGGGGAGAACCUGCAGAAAAUAGUCCCUUUAAAAUAAAAAAGUUCCCCAAACCUGUUAUCACACCUCUCGAAUGUUAAAACAGCAGUAAGGAAGACAAAUCCACAUCUGAAUCUAACUGGCUGCAAGUUUUACUUCAAAAAUCUGUAUCAGUCCUGAUUUUCACAAUUUUUUCAUCUCUAAAUAUAUUUAAUAGAUAUAUAUAAUCAUAUAUAGUC
This is a messenger RNA of Cheilinus undulatus (humphead wrasse), 4502 nucleotides long. It is a transcript of the gene soul5l, whose product is annotated as heme-binding protein soul5, like. Gene Ontology annotation, cellular component: cytoplasm. NCBI's taxonomy places the organism in Eukaryota, Metazoa, Chordata, Actinopteri, Labriformes, Labridae. The record is from RefSeq and is a predicted model, not a curated record. The transcript has 7 exons. The coding region runs from base 108 to 1175 and encodes 355 amino acids.